CACAACUGGAGCGCAGACCGUCCCAAAGCUUUGCUGCUGCUUCAGUGCUCCAUCACUUCAGUGACUGCUCCUUCGUGUCUCAAUGUAAAUUAACUACGCCGGCGACCUUCUAGGUCGCAUUGUAUAUUACAAAGACAUUUUUAGGUAAACCUCUCGUGUCGUCGAAACAUAUUUCUAUCACCAAGGAAACUUCCAAGCAGCUGUGGCUAAGUUUCCGUCGAGCGGUCGGUGUAGUGAAGAAUGCGUUAGCUCGUUCAGCUAGCAGCAGCUUUCUUAUUCGGGGUUUCCAGCAUCAGGAGUGAGCUAGCACUGAGAUUCGUUGGGCUUUAAAUGGUUUUUGUGCCUCCAAACGGGAUCUGACCCUUAUGGAUUAGCCGAACGAUUUUUGUCUCGUAAAUGAACGGAGGAUAUCGGAAAAGGUUCAGUUUAAGUGCCUGAGCUGUCGCGAGGAUGAGCAGCAAGCGGAGCUUGUUCGUGCGGCUGGUGCCGUGCCGCUGCCUGCGGGGCGAGGAAGAGCCCAUCACCUCGCUGGAUUACUCGCACUGCAGCCUGGAGCAAGUCCCUAAAGAGAUCUUCAGCUUCGAGAAGACACUGGAGGAGCUCUACCUCGACGCCAACCAGAUUGAGGAGCUGCCCAAACAACUUUUCAACUGCCAGUUGCUGCAGCAUUUGAGUCUACCGGACAACGAUCUAACGGUCCUGCCACCGGGCGUGGCAAACCUCAUCAAUCUCAGGGAGCUGGACAUCAGCAAGAACAGCAUCCAAGAGUUUCCUGAAAAUAUCAAGAACUGCAAAGUCCUGGCAAUAGUAGAAGCAAGUGUGAACCCAAUAUCCAAGCUCCCAGAAGGUUUCACACAGCUGCUCAGUCUGACCCAGCUCUACCUGAACGAUGCCUUCCUCGAGUUCCUGCCAGCCAGCUUCGGCAGACUGACCAAACUGCAGAUCCUGGAGCUGCGGGAGAAUCAGCUAAAGAUGUUGCCAAAGAGCAUGCAUAAGCUCACGCAGCUGGAGCGCUUGGAUCUGGGGAGCAAUGAGUUCACUGAAGUGCCUGAGGUUUUGGAGCAGCUCAGUGGAAUCAGAGAGCUGUGGAUGGAUGGAAACAAAUUGACGUUUUUACCAGGGAUGAUCGGGGCGCUGAAGCAGCUCUGCUACCUGGACGUGUCUAAAAACAACUUGGAGAUGGUUGAUGAGAAGAUAUCGGGCUGUGAAAACCUGCAGGAUCUUCUGUUGUCCAACAAUGCUUUGACGCAGCUGCCAGGGUCUAUAGGUUCACUAAAGAGACUGUCUUCUCUGAAGGUGGACGAUAACCAGCUCAUGUACCUCCCUGAUGCGAUAGGAGGUCUUUCCGCUCUGGAAGAGCUGGACUGCAGUUUCAAUGAGAUCGAAGCGCUGCCCUCCUCCAUCGGCCAGUGUGUCAACCUACGAACGUUUGCUGCCGACCACAACAUGCUCACACAUAUGCCUUCAGAGAUGGGCUGCUUGAAGAACGUCACUGUGCUCUUCCUGCACUCCAACAAGCUGGAGUUUCUGCCGGAGGAGAUGGGCGACAUGCUGAAGCUCAAGGUCAUCAAUCUCAGCGACAACAAGUUGAGAAAUCUUCCAUACAGUUUCACCAAGCUCAACCAGAUGACUGCAAUGUGGCUGUCUGAAAAUCAGUCCAAGCCGCUGAUUCCCCUGCAGAAAGAGGAGGAUCCAGAAUUGCACAAGACCGUUCUCACCAACUACAUGUUUCCUCAACAGAGCCGAACUGAGGAGUAUGUGCCCAACUCGGACAGCGAAAGCUUUAACCCGUCUCUAUGGGAGGAGCAACGCAAGCAGCGGGCACAAGUGGCAUUUGAGUGUGACGAGGACAAAGAUGAGAGAGAGACGCCCACGCGGGAGGGCAAUCUGAAGCGAUACCCCACGCCAUACCCCGAUGAGCUGAAGAACAUGGUAAAAACAGCCCAGUCUGUGGCUCACAGACUCAAAGAGGAUGAGUCCAGUGACGAAGCAGGAAAGGAGACCAGGGUCACCGAGAGAAACCAUAUCGGCGUGCAGGAUGUUGGAGUGAAGGUGAUUGAAGGUCCAUGCGCUAAUGGAAAAGCUGUUGAGAUGGAGCCCUUGAACAGCCAACAAAAUCAUGAACCACGAGAUGUAGUGGACUACAGUGUUGAAAGGAUCCCUUUAAAGGCAUCAGACAACAUGAGAACUAUGGUUAACCACGAUGACACUCUCGAGGACUCAGAGGAGCUGUCGUCCGAGGAAGACGAAAUGAAGAUGGCUGAGAUGAGACCUCCGCUCAUCGAGAUCUCCAUUAACCAGCCUAAAGUAGUGGCCUUGAGCAAAGACAAAAAGGAUGAUGGAAAGGAUGCAGACUCUUUGCUGGAUGACACAGUGGCCAACAGCAACCAGAACAACAGCAACUGCUCAUCACCCUCGCGCAUGUCUGAUUCAGUGUCAUUAACCACAGACAGCAGUCAGGACAAUUCCCUCUGCACUCCAGAAAGAGAGUCCAAGAUGCCCCUUGUCCCUAAGAACAGGCAAGAGGAUGAGAACCUGAACCAGUUGAAGCAGACCACCCCACUCCUUCAGAACGGCAAUGGUUCAGAUAUGUCCCUGCAGACCAUCCUGAAGAACCAGCAAACUUAUGAAAGCAAAUCGGACAAGAUGGCCGACUACAGCCUCUCCAUGGAGGAGAGGCUUGCCUUUAUUGAGAAGGGUAUUAACAAUGGCAUGGCGGACCAGUACAGCAGGUGGGAUCAGAUCAACAUGAACGUGGCCAAACUACCACCUGACAACAUGUUGUCGUACGAGGACCUGGAAAGGACCAAAGUCUCCUCGGCUAAGGAAUCUAUGUCAAGCAACAACAAUGCCUCGGCGGUAUCGCUUGAGAACCUUGAGAAUGGGAAUAGGCUUCAAAAAACCCAGUCGGGGGAGAAUUUUAACGGACGCACAGAUCAGGUUCCUUUGAGGUAUGAAACCGCUAGGACCGUCUCGACAGGCGUAACAGCGCUGAGCGACAUGAGUCUUUCUCGUAGCACGGAGGAGCUGUCACCAGAGAAGAAGUGUCCUCCACCCCCUGUUGUGAAAUCUCAGAGUGUCACCAACAUGGACACUGGUGGAAUGAGGCUGUACUCCAUCGAGGGUGAAAGCCCCCCUUACGAGGUUGCUUGCUCGGCCAGAACGUCUGUAACCGGUGCUCAGGGCCAGAGCAUCGUUCGAUCAAAAUCCGCUUCUUUGCUUAACGACCAACCAUUGCAGAUCUACCCCGGUUCUUCUGCUUCCUCCUCUGACCUACUGUCUGGCUCCAAACCUUCAGCUAGCAACGUCCGUUACGCUGCUGGGCCCCCGCCACAGUACAACAUUCAGUACGCCAGUAGCGCCGUGCCCAAAGACAAUCUAUGGAGCCCACGUACCCCCAUUCCGCCCGAUCAACCGUACCUGCCUCCGCAGCAUUCCUUGGCCAACACCAACUACUCCAACCGUAACAACGCACCUCCCUAUCCUCAGCCCCAACAGCGUGGCCCACCUAAGACCCCAGACAUGUGGGCAAAGGAAAGAAUGCUUCCAUCUGGCGGACAGCGUGGCACCUUGCAAAGACAAGGUAGCGGAUCUGGUGCCCCUGUGUGCAUAACGGACCCACGUCGCAUGCCGGGAAUGGAGGGAGAGUAUAUGACCUACAGGGAUAUUCACGCGGCAGGCCGUGGACCCCUUCAGAUGAGCCAGGCUCUCCAUAGACCACUGUCAGCUCGCACGUACAGCAUGGACAGCCCUAACGCUCCCCGGCCUCAAAGCGCCCGGCCCCCACCGCACGAGCUUCCGGAGAGGACCAUGUCUGUCAGCGACUUCAACUACCAGCAUGGCAGCCCCGGAAAACGGCCCAACAUGAGGGUAAAGUCCGAGCACUCGCUGCUGGAUGGUCCGGUUGGGGGAGGCGGCAGGGUUCCAGCCGACUGGAGAGAUCAUGUCAUGAGGCACAUUGAAUCCAAGAAAAUGGAGAAGAGAGGUCUUUCUCGGUCUUUGGCCACUCUCAAUGGCAGUCAGAUAUCUCUGGCCUUUAGCGUUGUAGACGAACGGCGGUUUGGAGCUCGUUGGCCCAGCGAUGAUGUUUUUAGUCCUCAUGGACAGCAAGGCUAUCAUAUCGACACUCUCAGAAAAGUGCCUUUGAUGAAUGGCCAAAUGUGUCCUCCGGGGAGACCUCCAAUGAACUGCGGUCAGCCACCAGUAGCGCGCCACCCAUCCAGAGAGCAACUCAUCGACUACCUGAUGCUCAAAGUAUCCCAGAACCCCCAGGGCCCUCCGCGAGUCUCUCAUGAGACAAUGCAACAGGAGCUCCAUGUAAAGAUCGAGAAGAACCCUGAGCUUGGUUUCAGCAUAUCAGGUGGAGUCGGUGGCCGUGGAAAUCCCUUCCGCCCAGAUGAUAACGGUAUAUUUGUGACUAGGGUUCAGACAGAAGGACCUGCUUCAAAGAUCCUUCAACCUGGAGACAAAAUCCUCCAGGCAAACGGGUACAGCUUCGUCAAUAUCGACCACGGACACGCAGUGUCUCUCCUGAAGACCUUCCCCAGCAUCGUCGAUCUAAUCAUCGUUCGAGAGAUGGCAGCAUAGAUGUAUCUGAAUGUUCACCGUCAUAUUCCAGUGCUAUAAUAGUCAAUCUGAACAAGUGUUUGUCCACUGUCGUUAUAAGGGGCAGAACCACUGCAUCCAGUGGGAGACGGACACCGUCUGGAGCAUGCGUCUUAAAAAUGUAUGCCUUCACUGUGGGAUAGCCUGUUGGUGUUGUCCGACCAAUAUGAAAACCUGUGCUUUUUGUAAAGAUAGUUUUUUCCUUUUUUUUUUUUUUUAAACCUGCAUAGAGUUUAAGUGGGACAGUAGGUGUAGCUGACCUUUUGAGGGCAGGGCUCUCUACCAUAUCUCACUAUUUUUUAUUUUAUUUUUAAAUUUUUAAACCACUUUCAUGACCUGUGUGAGAUUUUGAACUAGUGGACAAUGCUACGUGCUUACUGUGCAAACGAAUGUAGAAUUUGGGUAUUCUGAACUUGAUGUGAAAUUCGUUUUUGUUGGCCUGGUGGAUAAAAUGCCCAUUAUUUCCUCAUCUGGAUGACAAGCUCACUGAUAAACGCUAUCAGCGGUUAUAUCUUCUCGACUUGAUCUCCUGUCCAGUCCUUCAGGAAUGUUCCUCUAUUAAAACAAGAGUCUUUUUCAUCACCGCUUACUUGUAUUGAUCAAAAAUUAGCCCAGAUGCCACCUUGUAAGGAUAUGCUGAAAUGCUUCCCGUACGUGAACCGUGGAUGGGAACGCGGUUAAGAGAAACUUCCAUGAAGAUUUGAAAAUAGAUGAGACUAUACAGCCUUGCUGAAAGACGUGGGAUAUGAAAGUGGUGCAAGCUAUCUUAACCAAAGCAUGCUGGGACAUUGUGCCUGGGCGACACUGCUGGCGUAGGUGGGAGAGAAUUUGGUGGCCACCUAAUUCCAAUGCCCACUAAACUAUUUGGAAGCACUCCUGGUGUUCACGCUUAAAAGACUUGUUGGUAUCGAAAUGGUUUUCUAUUCUGUAAAAAAGAAUGGUUAUAUUUUAUUCUCCUACGAAACAUCCUAACGUUUGUGUAGUGUUUCAAUCACGGAUGUUUUCUUUAGGGGGCUUUGAUGCAGGGCUAAGGAAACGACAUGUCAAGUGCCAUAGACCCUGAACUGUCACAAUGGGUUCGACCCAGAGCAAUACUCACUGAUCUACGCCGUGUAUUCAGUGGCCUUAUCGGGCUGACAUAUGACACAGCGGGCGUAAGAGCAAUAGAAAGUCAUUUAAUUCCAUUCGCAACAUGCAGUCGGCUGCGUUUUUUAUAAUAGAGAAAACUCAUUUAGUAUUUCUUGAUUGAUACAGCAUUUUAUAUUGUAAAUCUUUGAUGAGAACAUAGGAAAUGGCAUUUGUAAAAAAAAAAGAGUUCGUAAAGUCUAAACAAUGUGAGAAUGAAUGUCUUGUCGUGUCCUCCUCCAUUAGCGAUUGCACUGCUGUUUUCGAAAAGACCUACAAGAUUAUCGUCACCAGUGUAUGUGAAUACAACGACAUCAGCUUCUUUGGUUGUAAAAAAUUGGAAAAGCUACAAAGAUUUGUAAAAUGUUAAUUGUAAUGUUUGUAUUUGAAAAAGUAGUUAAGUUCAAAGGCCACGAAUGCUUUUUCCAAUGUGUACACGCAAUGAGAACGACAAACGUUUGACUUCGCUUAUUUGCAUGACAUUUUGAUUGUUUUACACUGUAUUCUUCGCUAGACUGGAGCGCUAAAUGAAUUGAAGUAAUCAGCAUACUGACAAUGUGACAAAUCCACAAUUUACACGGAUGUGAAAGAGCACUGUCACCACAUUUUUAAAGACCUCAAUGCUUUUUAAUUUAAAUACUUUUCAUGCAAAUCAUUUUUAAAUCAAAAUAGUCCGAUUUUUAUUUUUAUUUUGUAGUAUUGAUCCUAGCAGUUUGAAUUGAAAUGAAUUUGCCACAUUUUAAGUUGAUGAUUUAAUUUAGUCAUAAAAACAACUGUAACAAAACUUAAGUUGACUGUGAAAUGAUUCUGAUGUCACAAUACAUUUAUUAUUUUUUUUGUGGAUGCAUUUUGUCAUGAGUCAGUCUGGUGUAGAUCAAUUUGACUGUCAUGCUUUUUGUUUCGUCUGCAAAAAUGUAAUUUUACUCUAUCAAAAGGUUGUUUUUAUCGUCCCACCUUUUAUUUAUUUAGUACAACACCUUUUUAGUGAUUACUAAUCAAAAAUGUAAAUACUUUUUCAAAGGAUUGAUUUAUUCAUGGCAUUAGUGAUUGUUUUAAAACCAGCAAUAAUUUGCAUCACAAAGCAGCCCUUUUAAUGUAUAGCUAUGUCGAAGGUUUCUCUGGAAGCAGCUACUAUUAAAAACGAUUGGUAUGCAUUUAUUCAACAUUCCAGAUUUUGUAAAUAAUUUUGCUUUCCAUGAUGGUCCCUGGAAAGAAUAAAUCAACUAAUGCUCUUUCAAAAAGCUAUCGGUUUAUCUUUAUUCUUCAAGACUUCUGUUCAUUAUUUAAUUAUGAGAUUGGGAGCAACAAAAUAUCAUUUCAAUAUUUGACAUGACCUUGCUAUAUCAAGGUUAUAUAUUUUCACAAAAUGUGUUUUACAUUAUGUAAGAUGAUUUUAACUUCAGCUGGGUUUUCACAGACUGAGUCACAUUUUUAGCAGUGAUACAUACAGAUCACUUGACAUCUCACUCUGUUAGCUCAGUCAUUAAUCAAUGUUAAUGAAUCAAAACCAGUUACUGUUAGUAAAUAAAUGUGCUUUCAUUUCUUUA
Molecule: messenger RNA, 7277 nt
Organism: Paramisgurnus dabryanus
Lineage: Eukaryota; Metazoa; Chordata; Actinopteri; Cypriniformes; Cobitidae
Gene: erbin
Product: erbb2 interacting protein
Biological process (GO): neurotransmitter receptor transport postsynaptic membrane to endosome; embryo development; neurotransmitter receptor transport, endosome to postsynaptic membrane
Cellular component (GO): basolateral plasma membrane; postsynaptic density; adherens junction
Molecular function (GO): protein kinase binding
Source: RefSeq, a predicted model, not a curated record